Cololabis saira (Pacific saury) is the source of this 565-nucleotide messenger RNA. It is a transcript of the gene ndufb11, whose product is annotated as NADH:ubiquinone oxidoreductase subunit B11. The record is from RefSeq and is a predicted model, not a curated record. NCBI's taxonomy places the organism in Eukaryota, Metazoa, Chordata, Actinopteri, Beloniformes, Belonidae. The transcript is spliced from 3 exons. Bases 57 to 491 code for a protein of 144 amino acids.
ACGCAGAAAAAGAGGUUCCGCUUCCGGAUCAACAGUCUCCUUCACAAACACGCAAAAUGCUGUCCCGACUUUCGCGGCUCGGGCUGGUUUUGCCCCGGUCCCUCUCCGUCCCGCCGGCCCGAUUCGUGUCCCAGUCCAAGCCGAGCGGAGCCGCCGGCUCGGCCGCCGUGACGGAGCUGCCGCCGCAGGCGGCGGCGGCCGAGCACGGCGAGGUCAGCCCGUUCGUCAAGAAUCCAGACUACCAUGGCUUCUCCGCUGAUCCAGUGGAGGAUGAGUUUAACAUGAAGGUGGGCUUCUUCUUCGGCAUCUCGGUGGUUCUCGUUAUCGGAGCAACAUUUAUCCACUAUUUGCCAGACCACGGGAUGCGCCAGUGGGCCAGAAGAGAGGCAGAACGGCUCGUGGUGGAGAGAGAAAAGAAGGGUCUACCGUUCAUUACUGAGAACUACUACGACACGAGCAAGAUCAUUCUGCCCACCGCUGGAGAGAAGUAGUACAUCCAGCCCUGACCUACUGUAUCACCUGGUUAAUGUAUUUCACUAUGAUAGAAUAAAUGAUGUUCUUGUUA